AUGUUUAAAUUGCUAGAACUCUACAAGCAUUCACUAACGAAAAGACCUCACAUAACUAAUGCUAUUAUGACUGGAUCUCUUUUUGGGAUUGGAGAUGUCGUUGCUCAAUUAUUAUUUUCACAUUCAGAAUACCCAUCAUCUGACAACUAUAAUAUUGUUUCCGAUAAUGAUGUAAAAGAUUUAACCAGUUAUGAUUAUUUAAGGACAUUAAGAGCUAUUACAUAUGGUUCUCUAAUAUUUUCUUUUAUUGGUAAGAAAUGGUAUAACAUUUUACAUUACAAUGUAAGAUUUUCACAUAUACAUAAUUCACAUUGGAAAAAUCAGAUACUAAGAGUAUCAGUAGAUCAAAUAUUGUUUGCUCCAAUUUCCUUGCCAUUUUAUUUUUGUUGUAUGACAAUAAUGGAAGGUCAAUCCAUUGCUGUUGCUAAGAAAAAGUUGGAUGUUGAAUGGUGGAAUACUUUAAAGGUUAACUGGACUAUAUGGCCUUUAUUUCAAAUGAUAAAUUUUUCCUUUAUACCCUUGCAACAUCAACUAUUGGCGGUCAAUGUGAUUGCUAUAUUUUGGAAUGCGUUCUUGUCUUACAAGAAUUCGAUAACUGCUCUAGAUAAGGAAAAGAGAAUUGUUCAUUAUCCACCCGUUACUGAAUAA
Arxiozyma heterogenica is the source of this 648-nucleotide messenger RNA. It is a transcript of the gene SYM1, whose product is annotated as ethanol metabolism protein. Lineage: Eukaryota; Fungi; Ascomycota; Saccharomycetes; Saccharomycetales; Saccharomycetaceae. Bases 1 to 648 code for a protein of 215 amino acids. Gene Ontology annotation, cellular component: membrane; mitochondrion; cytoplasm. The record is from RefSeq and is a predicted model, not a curated record. The transcript has a single exon.